This is a messenger RNA of Moneuplotes crassus, 2093 nucleotides long. Lineage: Eukaryota; Ciliophora; Spirotrichea; Euplotida; Euplotidae. The record is from the annotation of a GenBank genome assembly.
AGUAUGCCGAAAGCAGAAAGAAUGCUAGAAGCUGUGGAUGCUUAUGGAAGUCCAAUAACAUUCACAAAUCAUGGAAGAUCCAAAUUUAAAACAGCCUGUGGAGGAGUUUUCACAAUCUUGGCAGUUUUUUGUAUCAUUGGUUUUAUAUACGUCAUGAUAGAUGAGCCAAUGAAGCUGAAAUAAAAUAACCGAAGUUAACAUAUCCUCCACGAACACAACUACAGGUUCAAACUGUUCAGGAUUAAAUUUAAAUACAACAGUUAAAACUAUUGUUUCAAGUACAUACAAUGACUUUGUUAGAGUUCAAUAUCCUGCUUCUCAUUCGUUGAUUAGUAAUGGAUUUGGGAUAUCUGUCUUUCCAAAUUUUGAGGUUGACCCAAAAUAUGGAGGUAUUGGAGGACUCUAUCACACAAAAUCCGAUGGUGAAGACUUAGUAACCAAUACUCUAGACACACAGAUCUGAACUCCAGGAUCAUUUUAUCUACAGGAUCAUCAAAGAGCAUUCCACUAUCCAAUCAGUGUUAGCACAUGUUUAGCCUUAGCCCCAUUCAUUGUUCAGGGAGAUUUCUAUUCAAACGAACGCAAAAUCCCUGAGUUUAUAUACUACAAAUGUACUGAAGGUGAUUGAGAGACAAAAGCGAAUUCUGAAAUCUUCCAUAAGGGAAAGUCUCUCCUGGUGUAUGUCAACAAUGGCUACUAUGACGAGACUGAUUCUGAUAAUCCAAUUAAAGAGUAUAUCUCUCUGAUCGACGUUCUCGAAAUCGGAUCGGCUCAAUAUCACUCAAAGACAAUUUACAUCAGAGAGAAUGAGGUGGUUUUCCUAAAUGGAACUACUAAGACCUUCUACGAUGCAAUCCCAGGCCUUGAAGAGAAAUUUAUGAGUCCAUCCUUGGACUCUCCAGUUCUCUCCAGAGUGAAUAUAGUGAUGAGUCCAGAGAAGAAAAAGUUUACACAAGUUGAUAUGGUUGUUGUAGAUGGCUCAUCAGAUACAAGAAAUCUCAACAAUGAGCCUCGCUCUUUAGAUGACACAAUGUCAAAUCAGACUAAAGUGACUGAAGAAGAGAUGAACAAAGAUAAAUAUUACUUCAUUCUCACCUUGCUUUCUCAGAUUGGAGGAUUCAUCUACCUCAUAAAUCUUAUAUUCAGAAGCAUAGUUGGGCUGUUCAUUGAAAAUAUAAAGUCAGCUUUCCUGAUCAACACUAUUAAAACUGCCAGACAAGGCCCGCCAGCUGGGAUACCUAAGCCUGAAGAAUUUAACAACAUCGCAUCAGAUAACCAAAAACUAAAGGAAGAAACCAAAGAAGACAAACACGACCAAGCCCGAAACACUAGUUAUCAACAAAUGAAGGCUGAAAUCGAUGACAAAAUCAACGAAUCCAAGGACCAAAUCCUCACUCCAAACCUAAACCUCAUAAAACCCAAUCCCUUAAAAACCAGACGCUCCCGAACAGUCACUUCCCAAAGCGUGGCUAAAUACAGCUUCAUAGACAUUAUCUCAAAAUCCUUCUGCUGCUUUAACUACAAAUAAACCCUCCUCUCCCUCUAAGCUCUCUAAAUUUGUACAAGCAGAAAGACUCCUGUACAAGGAGAUGGACGUCAUUAGGAUUCUGAAUGAGAUUAAGGAGCUCAGGCAGACCAAUUCGGAAAUGAUGGAAGCGUAUGAGAUGAUGUUCCAAAAUGCAAAUAAUCCUGGUUUACCUCCUCAAGCUCAGCAAGAAGACUCUAAACUCUCUGAAAAACUCUCUAAUCAUAAUGAAGAAUUCCCUGAAGCUCCAGUAGGCCCAGCUAGUGGCAAAGAAAACUCAAUCAACUAUGAAAAAGAUAUAAUUACCAAAAGAACCCCACCCCACAAUAACUCAGUCUCCAACGACUUCAAAUCACUAAUUCAUUCCCACCACGACGUCUCUCAUCAUCGAGAAAUAGAACAAAUGGCUGUCAGCUCCAUUUACAAUAUAGUUGACCAUGAGCUUGCUAACUUGAAAGCCAAGGAAGAGGACCAGUAGGAACCAGGUUUUAAGGAGGAACAGAGGAAGGGUUAAAAGAGGGGUUUAGAGACCUCUAGAGGGGGAAAGUGAGAUUUAGUGAAAAGAGAA